UACGUAUUGUGGCUUGCGCACCAGAAAAGAAGUGCCAACCAAAUGUGGGCUUGAAUACCCGUAUUAGCUCUAACCAUGUUGUGACUAGUUCACCGCCUUCUAUUUCCAUCUGAUUCUUUGCCCACCGCCCUAGCAAUUCAGCUUUAUGCCGGCAGAAGUCCCAGUUGCCAAUUUACGUCUCCAUAAGGCGGCGUUCUCGAUCCGCCUGUCCAUAAUUGAUGUCAUCUCUCUCGACUUCGACCUGCCUAAUAUCCCAAAUCUUCCCAUCCCUUGUCGUCCUUCUUCUUCCCUCGACGCAUACCCACCUAUCUGUCCACCUACCUAGCCUCUCAGCCCCCAAGAUCAUACAUACAUACCUAGGUAGGGUGAUGAUCUAGGGGAGAGUGACCCCUUCUUUCAUCAGAAUCACCAUUCUCAACUUCCCAACGAGCAUCCGCCAUUGCCCGUCACAGGUCAAGAAUGGCAACCCAUACUGCUAUGGCUCAAGGCAGCAAUGCCUCGAUGCGAAGCUCCCUCGAACGAGGCAUUGGCAUUCUCCAUUACGUCUCGCAGAAACAGCAUGACUGGCACGGUCAGAUUCGUACUAGGUUCACCGAUUUCCAGGUGCACGAGAUCAGCAAGGAUGGCGAAGUAAUUCAUCUUCAUGAUUUCCAGACGAAUGCAAGGGACACAACAGGUGCGCCGCCAGCGAGACCUCUAGUAGUCCAGCCGUCUCAAUCCAGAGCGGUUCCAACGACAGAAGCUGAUAGCAUCGGUGCCACCGCCGCAAAUACCCCAGAGAUCCAGCCCCCAAUCAAUUCAGAGCAGCCAGGAGAUGAAAACACCACCGCUGUAUCUACAGCUGACCAGGCUAUUCUCACAGACCUUCUGGGACAAGGCCCUGCAGAAGAGCUGAUUAAUCUACACAGUAACGUCAGCAAGGACCCGAAGUCAGAUCCCAGCUCUGUGAUAAUUGCCUCAAUUUCCGAUAAGGCCCAAAGGUCCCGUGUUCAUUUGGAAAUCCGCCGCAUAUUUGAUGGCAAAAUCGAGACUAUCACCGAUGGCGAUGGCUCUAUUAAGGCAACUGCCGUCGGUAGAAGCAGCAAAGGAUGGCACAAUCGGUCGAGAAACGGCAGGGCUAGAAAUGGGCAACAUAAUCCUGGUCAAGAUCGCGAGGCCAAAUUCUUGCAUUUCACUCUCUACAAAGAAAAUAGAGACACCAUCGAGGCCAUCAGUUAUAUAGCUCGUGCCCUGAAACUCAACCCUUCUUUCUUCGGCACUGCUGGCACCAAAGACCGCCGCGCCGUGACCACUCAGCGAGUCAGUAUGCGGAGGCAAAACCCUCAGACACUGGUCUUCCUGAAUAACAACCGGACUUCUGGAGUGAAGAUCGGCGAUUUCAAGUUCGAGAACUACCCGAUUGGCCUUGGACACCACGGCGGGAACGAGUUCGUGAUCGUCGUCAAAAACUGCCACUUCAGCGGCACCAAAGACCUAACUUUCGACCAAACACUCGAUAUCGCGAAAUCCACCGUGAACUCGGCGCUAGAACAGGUUGUCAAGAAUGGGUUUAUUAACUAUUAUGGCACCCAACGGUUUGGAACACACCAAAUCGGGACACAGGAAGUUGGAAUGAAGAUUCUCAAAGAAGACUUUGAAGGCGCCGUGCGAGCUCUGCUGUCCUUCAAUCCGGAUUUACUAAACAGCCCUAACCCGAGCUCCCUGCCGUUCGCCGCCAGAGAGGAUGCUGCCCGCGCACGAGCUUGCUCAAUCUUUCUCAGUACAAGUGACGCUCAGGAAGCGCUCAAGUGUCUGCCUAGACGAUGCCACGCCGAAUCUUCACUGAUACGCCACCUAGGUAAACAGCCUAAGGAUUACAUUGGCGCGCUUUUAUCAAUCAACCGAAGCAUGCGUACAAUGUACGUCCACGCAUACCAGUCUCUAGUAUGGAAUUUCGCCGCAAGUGAGCGCUGGGCGCGCUUUGGCUCUAAAGUGAUUAAGGGAGACCUGGUCCUCGUUGAGUCUGACAUUUCCACCCCGCUGGAUAACCCUCAGAGUGGAAACGACGACGAGGAAGAGAGAAUUCAUCUCGCUGAGAUAGAGCCUCGCAUCGAGGACAUGCCAGGGCUCAAAGUGCACGCAUUGACGGAGGAAGAAGCCAAUGGCGGGAGGUACUCCAUCUUUGAUAUCGUCUUGCCCUCCCCUGGCUGGGAUGUCGUCUACCCCGACAAUGAAAUCAGCAAAUUCUACGUGGACUUUAUGGCCAAGGAGGAAAACGGCGGGCUGGACCCUCACGAUAUGCUCCGUCGGCAGAGAGACUUUAGCUUGCCUGGAUCGUACCGCAAGUUAAUGGGCAAGUUUAUUGGCGUCCCUAGCGCCUCUAUUCAAGCCUACUCAGACGAUACGGAACAGCUAGUCCCGACGGAUCUAGAUCUUAUACAGUCCCGUAAGGCUAAGGAGGCAACUGCGCACAACGCAGCCCAACGAGCGGCGAUUCCGGCGCUGUCUGCUUGGCACGACUUUGCUGAGAAUGCCCAGGAGCGCGAUCGUCGAGAGUACCAGUCUAGGGUUGAAAGACGAAAAGCUGAAGGGUCCUCGGAAGCGCCCGAGAUUCGCGUGAGAGAUACCUGGAUACAGACAUCGUUAGACGGAAGCAACAAACGAGUCAAAGUCUCCCAACACACCGACGAUUUAAAAGAAAACGACAAUGCCGCCCCCCCGACCCUCGGAACUGAAAUGCAAAUUGAUACCUCCCCCCGACACGAAGAGAGCAGUACCCGAAAGAAAAUGAAUGAUCAGUCGGGCACAACUGGCGGGACACCUCCAAUGAGCCAGGGUCCUAGAGAGUCCGGCCCCUCCGUUGUGGCUACGCUGACAGCACAGACCGGCGAAGAGGGGGCGGUCUCCCCCGAGAAACGACCCGAAGGACGGACAUCGAAAGCUGCUAUGGUAGAGGCCGGGGACGACUACACCGAGAACGAAACAGAGCAGCCGACUGACAAUAACACCACUUGCGUGCUUAAUAAGGCUAAGUCAAACAAUGCAACUAGCGGAAUCGAACUCGCAACGGACUCGGAAAAACCAGCUGAUGCCACUGCCAGCGUGCAGUCAGCAGCUCAGAUAAUAGAGCCACCCGCUACAGUUGUUGCUGCGAAGAAAAUCGCAGUUAUUCUCCGAUUCGCCUUGGACACGAGUCAAUACGCCACUAUCGUCCUUCGAGAAAUUCAGGGAGCGUACCCCACGAGCGAAGGCACAGCUACUUCGCAUUAUUCGUCACCUUCUGCCAAUGGGGAUCUAGCCAAUUCCUCGUAGCGGGAGAAGCGGGCUCGGUAGCUCCUUAUCGGCUGCCUCCUAUUCAUCCCCCAGGUUCUUAUUUUCCUACAUCUUGAACGUAUUCUACCCAUAACUCCAUCUAAGCUCCGCAGCCAAUACACGUUGCCCUCUAACCGUAAUGAACAGUCGAUCGGGGCUGUGGAUCUAGUCGACACGAGGAAACGUACGUACUACUCACCCUUCAUAGCAUUCGGGAGCCAACGUACAUUUUGCGAGUGUUAGUGGAAGCCUCGGUGAUACCGCUAUGAGCCACGGAGAAUCCCAGCAACACGUGUUCCCGAAAGACGCUUGACAAAGUCACGUCUUACUAUUUCAUCCAGCGAAGCUUCUAAAGCUUCAUAAGAAGAUACCUGAUCAUGGAAUUGCGGGGGAUAUACCCAAUGUCGCUAUUGAGCGAGUGUAACUCACCCUAGAGGUAGCAAGAGAUGGCCGUAUGGUAACGUAGCUAAAAUUUUGCGUUUCUAGUGACCUCAAUAUUUAAUUUCUUUCUCUUUAAGAAGAGCAUAGCACCUAAGCUAUUAAAUAAACACAGUAA
This is a messenger RNA of Durotheca rogersii, 3847 nucleotides long. RefSeq names its product pseudouridine synthase. Lineage: Eukaryota; Fungi; Ascomycota; Sordariomycetes; Xylariales; Xylariaceae. The record is from RefSeq and is a predicted model, not a curated record. The coding region runs from base 460 to 3291 and encodes 943 amino acids. The transcript has 5 exons. Gene Ontology annotation, cellular component: nucleus. Gene Ontology annotation, biological process: pseudouridine synthesis. Gene Ontology annotation, molecular function: pseudouridine synthase activity; RNA binding.